Molecule: messenger RNA, 961 nt
Organism: Suillus subalutaceus
Lineage: Eukaryota; Fungi; Basidiomycota; Agaricomycetes; Boletales; Suillaceae
Exons: 5
Coding region: 280-771 (163 amino acids)
Source: RefSeq, a predicted model, not a curated record
UAUUUCAGUCUCACACAACCCGUCGUCCUCCUGCAGUCCGCCGACACCAAGCUACAUCGCCAGUCAUAUCGUUCAACAGGCCGCACAAACCUCCGCCUGAAAUACGUCCAGAGCAGCCCGUUUUGCUACGUUACCUCCGCAAAAUCGUUCGCUUGUCUUCUCACUCAAUCGCUGUUCCUCCUGUUUGGAAAGAUCAGACUCAUGAUCCACUAGAUUUCUCCGCCGUGUCUCCCCUACCCUCUAACCAUGUUCUCUUGGGGCAGGCUAUAACUCACUUUGAUGAUGUCGAAGCAAUUUCUACGCUCGACCGCUCUGUGUAUGGUGGCUCACAGUACCCCACACGGCACUCCUGCACCGACCACCCCCUCAAACGUGACCCAUUCCAUAGGCAGUCGCACCAAGCACAACCUAAGGAGGAAAGUUUGCGCUGCUCGAACGGAGCCAUACAAUUCCUGCAGCAGCACCUUUCCUUCCUUUACUCGAAUUGUUGCUGCGAAGUUCCCGGAAUACAUCAAAGUGGACGACACCCGAAGUCCAUUGAGACAGCAGCUUGCCAUGUCGCAGGACAUGGCACACGACCACUCAUCGUCCGAGUCCUCGGACGUUGAUUCGCUCCCGGACGUGCAUUGGUGCAAGGCGUUCUUUUGCUACUAUUCGUGCUGGUCUCAUGGCAGACUGAGGAUGCCUCCGCGAUGGCGCUUGGAGAGGGUGGACCCACACCAGGAUGGCACGACGAGAGCCGGUCGUGGUGGGACUCACUGUCACAGCUAGUCUAAUGGUGUUCGUCGAAUGUCCUUUUGAAUUCAGGAGACAGAAAAAUGUCUUUGUAGAUCUCAGAGUGCCACAGCAUUCAAAGAUGACUCGGAUGCUCGUGGUGGUUUGAUCUUUCGCUUCCAACGAUUCGAGUGAGGUACAAGGAACUCCAACACUAACAUUGUGAGUGCAAGCCUUGCCUCGGUUG